Prionailurus viverrinus (fishing cat) is the source of this 4112-nucleotide messenger RNA. RefSeq names its product ankyrin repeat domain-containing protein 26-like. Bases 151 to 3888 code for a protein of 1245 amino acids. Gene Ontology annotation, molecular function: protein binding. The record is from RefSeq and is a predicted model, not a curated record. NCBI's taxonomy places the organism in Eukaryota, Metazoa, Chordata, Mammalia, Carnivora, Felidae. The transcript has 32 exons.
UGAGAAGUGGCAGCUACCCAAACGCGGAUCCUCACUGCUGGCGUGUUGUGGCCAGGCGGGUUUGGCCUGUCUCCGACGCUAGUGUUGGGCUCGGGAGGUAGUGGAAAGGGAGGGCGGGGUGAAGUCUCUGUGGAGCCCGCCGGCUUCGCAAUGAAGAGGAUUUGGGGGUUCGGGAGGGAGAAGGGCAUGUCGCCCUUGGGCUCCGCUUCUGGCUUGCAGAGGCAGGGCAGGGGCGUUGGGCAGAAGAACAAUACAACUGACAACUUGCUGCUGGGUUACCAUGUCCAAGACAGAGAUCUCAGAAAGAUCCACAAGGCUGCCUGUGUGGGCACCGCAGCGCAAGCGCAGCAGAUUCUGUUCUUGGGGGGAAAUGGCGUGGAUGAUAGAGACAAGAUGAACAGGACUGCUCUCCAUUUGGCCUGUGCCAAUGGCCAUCCAGAAGUGGUGACCCUCCUAGUAGAGAGGAAAUGUCAUCUUAACCUCUGUGAUCAUGAAAACAGGACAGCUCUCAUGAAGGCCGUACAGUGCCAGGAAGAGAAAUGUGUAAACAUACUAUUGGAAAAUGGUGCCGAUCCAAAUAUUAGGGAUGUGAGUGGCAACACUGCUCUCCACUAUGCGGCCUUUGGUGAUAAUAUAUCCAUAAUAGAGAAGCUGCUGCUAUACAAUGCGAAUACUGAAGCAAGAAAUAAGGAUAACAUCACACCACUUCUAGUUGCUGUAAAUGAAAACAAACAGCAAAUAGUGGAAGUUCUGGUAGAAAAGGCAGCAAAUAUACAUGCAGAGGAUAAAUUAAAAAGCAGUUACGAAAUAAUUUGCCGACAUAAAGAAGAAAUCAUGCUUAAAAAUUCUUUGCAAAACAGCCAUCCUGGAGCAGAUAAGAAUGCUGAGGAAGAUUCUAUAGCCAGGCUUUCCGACAAACCUGCUCCUGAUGAUUCAUGGUCUACAUCAUCUAGCCAAGUCUUAGAUUUUGGGACCAAGGUAAAGCUUUCCGACAAACCUGCUCCUGAUGAUUCAUGGUCUACAUCAUCUAGCCAAGUCUUAGAUUUUGGGACCAAGAGUAUGUCUGAGAAGCCCAACAAAUAUGUUCCUCCUGUCUCUGGAGCUGUGGAUCAGAAAGGGCAAAGGAUAUUACAUGGACAAGUAGAAGGAGCAGAUAAGAAUGCUAAGGAAGAUUCUAUAGCCAGGCUUUCCGACAAACCUGCUCCUGAUGAUUCAUGGUCUACAUCAUCUAGCCAAGUCUUAGAUUUUGGGACCAAGUAUCAAGUUCCAUUAAAGGUUGAAGAAAAAAAGAAGCACAGAGGAAGUGACAUGGAAGUAUCAGAAAACAUAUAUGAUGCUGCGGCUGCUGGAUUAAUUCCACAAAGACAGAAUGGAAAAACUGAUAACCAUCAAUUGCCUAUUACAGAAAAUAAAGAUUCUGAUAGGAGGGAACCUGGUUUACAUAUGAAGAAGUUAAAGAAAGGUGAAAAUGAAAAAGGGACAUCAAAAGGAUCUGUGAUCACACCAGUGUUGCAGAAGGCAGAUGCCCUAACUGGUGGUCCACUACAAAAGAAUGAUGGCAGCCAUUUCAGUGAAAAGGAUCAGCAUGAAAGCAGACCUGCAAAGAAAAUUUCUAAGAAAAAGAACAAGGUCAAAAAGCAAAUUACUUCUAUGGAUGACCUUGUCGACUUCAUUCAGUCAUCUAAAACAGCUUCAGAGCAUUGUGAGUUGCCUUACUCUAAGAAUUUCAUGUUGCUGAUCGAACAACUUGGCAUGGAUUGUAAAGAUUAUGCUGGCUUCUUGAAAAUCCAAGAUAUACGUGUUUCCUAUGAGAAAUUAAGGAAACUUAACAAAAAGCACUGUAAACUUCUUAUGGGAAAAAUGACAAAAAUGGACAAAAUGGUUAGUGCACUACAAAACGAGCUACAGGAAGCCAAAGACAUGAUAUCACGGUUAGAACAUCAAAAAGUGGAAUGGGAACGUGAAUUCUGCAGUUUGAGAUGUACCUUAAAACAAGAAGAAGAAGAAGAAGAAGAAAGAAGAAAUACUGAUAUGUUAUAUGAAAAUAUUAGGGAAAAGUUAAGAAGUAAAGAAGACGAAUAUAAGAAAGAAGUUGAAACAAAACAACAAGUUGAACUCGCUCUUAGAAUGCUAAACACGGAAUUGAAGGCCACAAAAAAUCAGGUUGUAGAAGAGCGCAGUGACACUCAGUGGCAACUUUCUCCAGAACAGAAGGCCAGAGUCUUACAAGAUGGAAGUCUAAACAAUCUCUUUUGCAAGCAAAAGGAGCUAGAAAUGGCUCAUAAGAAAACUAAUUCUAAGGUAGUUGCGAGACAACUUCAACAAGAACUGGCUGAUACUCUGAAGAAAAAGUCUAUGUCAGAGGCUUCCCCAGAGGUUACGUCAUAUCUUCGUCUAGAAGAUGAAACACGGGAUCUCAAGAAGAAAUUAGCUCAAAUCACAAGUCAGUUGCAAGAAGAACAGGAACGACAUGGAGAGGCCGUAAGAUGUGCUCAGGAGAUGAAAGAUCAUGUGCAAAAGCUACAGGUUAAAAAUGCCACACAAGAAGCAACCAUCAAACAUCAAGCGGCCCAGAUUCAAGAUCUUGAGAACAACAUGAUAAAGACAAGUUUGUUACAAGAAGCACAGGAACGACAUGCAGAGGCCGAAAGAUACGCCGAGAAGAUUAAAGAUCAUAUGCUAAAGCUAAAGGUUAAAAAUGCCAGGCAAGAAGCAACCAUCAAACAUCAAGCGGCCCAAAUUCAAGAUCUUCAGAGCAACUUGCUAAAGGCAAGUUUGUUACAAGAAGCACAGGAACGACAUGCAGAGGCCGAAAGAUACGCUGAGAAGAUUAAAGAUCAUAUGCUAAAGCUAAAGGUUAAAAAUGCCAGGCAAGAAGCAACCAUCAAACAUCAAGCGGCCCAAAUUCAAGAUCUUCAGAGCAACUUGCUAAAGGCAAGUUUGUUGCAAGAGGCAAAGGAUCGAGAGGCAAAGGACAUAAGAUAUGCGGAGAAGACGCUAGAAGUGCAAAAUGCCAGGGCAGAAGAAACCAUCAAACAACAAGCGGCCCAAAUUCACAAUCUUCCGAGCAACUUGUUAAAGACAAGUUUGGCUGAUGUCCUUACAACAGAACUGGAAACUACAUCUUCAAAAUAUCUACACCUGGAUGCAAAAAAUCAAGUUCUUCAAGAGUCAUUAUCAAUGAGAGCUUUCAAAGAAGAAUGUGAAAAACUAGAGAGCAACAACAAGAAGUUACAGCAAGAAGUAGUAAAAUUGAAACAAUUUAUGGAAAUGAAUAUGGUACAACGCAGUCAAGUGGAGCAGUAUAAACAGGAGAUUGAAGAAAGAGCACGACUGGACAUAGUAGAAAAAUUACACGAAGUCAACCUGUUUUUACAGGCACAAGCAGCAGCUCGACAAAACUUGGACCAGUUAAGAGAAAAUGACCAUGCUUCAAUGAGAAAUCAAAUGGAACUUAGAAUUAAAGAUCUGGAAUCUCAGGUCUCUACAAUGAAGACUUCUCAAGAUUCUACUAAAACAGAGUUGGAAACCUACAGGCAACUCUACCUAGAAGAAUUAAAACUUAUAAAGUCCUUGAGAAAUAAGCUGAACAGGGCUAAGGAGAGACUGUCAGAGAGCAAUACAAAUUUUCUUGUGGAGAGACAGCAGCACCAAACUUUACUCAGGACCCUUACUAUGAGCCCAGGCCUGGAACCACCUUAUUGUGGACAUUUUGAAAAUAAUUUAGUGCUCAAUGGAAACCUUACUCCAAGAGGAAACUUAGUGAUUCCUACCUUAAACCCACGGCCGUCAUAUGACGACAGGGAGGCUUCCUUGUGGAAGAUGCGGCAGGAGUUGGAGGAAAGAAUAACCAGAGCACUAGAAGAAGAUGCUACCAAAUUUGAAUGAGGAUCCUGUAGAAAUCCUUUAGUAUCUACUGAUGAUUCAAUUCUAAAUCAAGAUCCAGUAUGGAAAGCGUCACGAGAAUAUGUACAGAUUUUGAACAAAAAUUAUAUGAUUUGAAUAAUAAAUAGAAAAAAUUUACUGGAUGCUUACCAAACAUUUUCAUUGUUUCCCAAUUGAACACACUAUAUGGCAAAGUCUUGAUUAAAGGAAAAUGUUUUUGUAUCAUA